This is a messenger RNA of Castor canadensis (American beaver), 2629 nucleotides long. The record is from RefSeq and is a predicted model, not a curated record. Lineage: Eukaryota; Metazoa; Chordata; Mammalia; Rodentia; Castoridae.
AAGAAAAGAAGAGGGAAUGGAGAGAGAAUGGGAGAUGCUGGAGGACGGCUUCUCCUUAGCUGUUAAGAUUGCAGGCAGAAAUAGCACAACCGCCGGGAGCUGCACGCGACUCAGAACCAAGACCACAUUUUACUCACUUUCAUUAAUCAGUUGCUCAGAAAGAGGGAGAUGACAUCUGGUCCUGUUUUCUUCUACAUCUUAAUGAUUGGAAAAUAUUUGGCUCUCGGGAGCGGGCAGGAUGUCAGGUGUCCCCUGGGAUUCUUCCCCUGUGGAAAUGUCACCAAGUGCUUGCCCCAGCUGCUUCACUGCAAUGGUGUGGACGACUGCGGGAACCAGGCUGAUGAGGACAACUGUGUGGUUGGUUCUGUGCCCCAGCGUUGCUUCUGCCGAGGUCACGAGCUUGACUGUGAUGCUGCCCAUUUACCAGCUGUUCCUUCCGUUUCGUCAAAUGUCACUGUGAUGUCCCUCCAGUGGAACUUCAUAAGAAAGCUUCCUCCCAAUGGCUUCAAGAAAUACCAUCGUCUCCAGAAACUGUGCCUGCAGCACAAUCAGAUCACAUCUGUGUCGGUCUCUGCCUUCAGAGGACUGCGCAGCCUCACUAAACUGUACCUCAGUCAUAACAGGAUAACCUUCCUGAAGCCAGGUGUUUUUGAAGAUCUCCACAGACUGGAAUGGCUGAUAAUUGAAGAUAAUCACCUCAGCCGAAUCUCCCCACUAACAUUUUAUGGACUAAAUUCUCUUAUUCUCUUGGUGCUGAUGGACAACGCCCUCGCCCACUUGCCUGACAAGCCUCUCUGUAAGCACAUGCCAAGACUGCACUGGCUGGACUUUGAAGGCAACCAUAUCCAUAGUUUAAGAAAUUUGACUUUUAUUUCCUGCAGUAAUUUAACUGUUUUGGUAAUGAGGAAAAACAAAAUUAGUCAUCUAAAUGAAAAUACUUUUGCACAUCUCCAGAAACUAGAUGAAUUGGAUUUAGGAAGUAAUAAGAUUGAAAAUCUUCCACCACAUCUAUUUAAGGAUCUGAGGGAGCUGUCACAAUUGAAUAUUUCCUAUAACCCAAUCCAGAAAAUUCAGGCAAAUCAAUUUGAUUAUCUUGUCAAACUCAAGUCUCUUAGCCUAGAAGGAAUCGAAAUUUCAAAUAUCCAACAAAGGACGUUUAGACCUCUCGUGAAUCUCUCUCACAUAUAUUUUAAGAAGUUUCAGUACUGUGGCUAUGCCCCCCACGUUCGCAGCUGUAAGCCAAACACAGAUGGAAUUUCGUCUCUCGAGGACCUCCUGGCAAACGUUAUUCAGAGAGUGUUUGUCUGGGUCGUAUCUGCAGUUACUUGCUUUGGAAACAUUUUUGUCAUCUGUAUGCGACCUUAUAUCAGGUCUGAGAACAAGCUCCAUGCUAUGUCGAUCAUUUCUCUCUGCUGUGCCGACUGCCUAAUGGGAAUAUACUUGUUUGUGAUUGGAGCCUUUGACCUCAAGUUUCGGGGGGAGUACAAUAAGCAUGCCCAGCUGUGGACAGAGAGUACUCAUUGCCAGCUCAUGGGGUCUUUGGCCAUUCUGUCCACAGAAGUAUCCGUUUUACUUUUAACAUUCCUGACAUUGGAAAAAUACAUCUGCAUUGUAUAUCCUUUUAGAUGUUUAAGACCUCGAAAAUGCAGAACAAUUACAGUUUUACUUCUCAUUUGGAUUACUGGGUUUAUAGUGGCUUUUGUUCCACUAAGCAAUAAGGAAAUUUUCAAGAACUACUAUGGCACCAAUGGAGUGUGCUUUCCUCUUCAUUCAGAAGACACAGGAAGCAUUGCAGCCCAGGUUUAUUCCGUGGCAAUUUUUCUUGGUAUUAACUUGGCAGCAUUUAUCAUCAUCAUUUUUUCCUAUGGAAGCAUGUUUUACAGUGUCCACCAAAGCACCAUAACAGCAACUGAAAUACGGAACCAAGUUAAAAAAGAGAUGAUUCUUGCCAAGAGGUUUUUCUUUAUUGUAUUUACUGAUGCUUUGUGCUGGAUACCCAUUUUCAUAUUGAAAUUUCUUUCAUUACUUCAGGUAGAAAUACCAGGUACUAUUACCUCUUGGGUAGUGAUUUUUAUUCUGCCUAUCAACAGUGCUUUGAACCCAAUUCUCUAUACUCUGACCACAAGACCAUUCAAAGAAAUGAUCCAUCAGAUUUGGUACAACUAUAGACAAAGAAGGUCUAUUGACAGCAAAGGAAGUCAGAAAGCUCCUGCUCCAUCAUUCAUCUGGGUGGAAAUGUGGCCAACACAGGAAAUGCCACCUGACUUAAGGAAGCCAGCUGCUUUCACAGACCCUUGUGAGGUGUCAUUAAUUUCCCAAUCAACUAGACUCAAUUCUGAUUCCUAACGAAUUCUGAGACUCAUUUCUUCACAGAGAAUAUGGUGGGGUGCUUCAGAUGGGAUUCACUGGUGGGAAAUAAAUGGCAUAAAAUUUAAUUUAUAAUAAUACCUAAGACAAGUUAGUUUACAGCAACGUGAGGAAAAAUACAAGUGACCAAUUCCCAGAGGCAGAGAAGUAAUUCUAUUGAUAAUGUGCAUAUAUUAGUAUAAAUUCUACACAGGAAAUGAAGAGUGAUCCACUGCAGAGAGAUUAAUUCACUCUUCUAACACGUGUUUAUUAAGUCCCACCC